Molecule: messenger RNA, 837 nt
Organism: Fomitopsis serialis
Lineage: Eukaryota; Fungi; Basidiomycota; Agaricomycetes; Polyporales; Fomitopsidaceae
Exons: 21
Coding region: 1-837 (278 amino acids)
Source: RefSeq, a predicted model, not a curated record
AUGCCUGCCCUCAUCCCCGUUGACAAUCUCUUGGGUGCGGCUUUCAUCGGCAUAGUACUCUCAACUGUGCUUUAUGGCGUGUCGUGUCUGCAGACAUACUUGUAUUAUACGCAUUACAGCAAAGGCGAUAGCCUGCGGCUGAAGCUCUUUGUUUCCCUCGUCGUCGCCUUGGAUACCUUGCAUGUCGCGCUGAUAUCGACCGCGUACUAUCACUAUACAGUGACAAACUUUGGGGACUCUUCCGCGCUUAAAAGAGUGACUUGGAGUCUUGCGGUUCAGAUAACUUUCGGAGGCCUUGUGGGGUUGCUGGUGCAAUUAUUCUUUGCAAAGAGGAUUUAUGUCCUCGGGAAGCGGCGGCUUGUAAUCCCCGGCAUCAUCGGUCUCCUUGGUUUUGUUGAGCUAGGCUGUUCAAUAGCGUACACCAUUGCUGGUUACAGCGAUCACUACUUCUCUGUGUCUGGCAAGGAAGGACAUGCUGAUGCAUACACGAGUACGGCACUGACUGCUAACAUUGUCUGCGACUUAUUGAUCGCGGGAUGUACCGUGUAUUACUUGCGGGAGGGUCGAACGGCUUUUUAUCGGACAAACAAAGCUGUCACUCUCCUGAUGACCUAUGCGCUCAGCACAUGUAUUCUCGCCAUGAUCUUCAGUCUCGUCUGUCUCAUCACCUGGGUCACCAUGAACCAAACACUGAUAUACGCCGUAUUCUAUUGGAUCCUGAUUCGAAUCUAUCCAUGUUCCUUCCUAUCGACCUUGAACUCUCGCGAGGCUUCCCUGUCAGGACAAGGAUCGUCUCGAAGUGGCCCGCAUGAGACCGUCGUCGAGCCGUGCUUUUGA